Cimex lectularius (bed bug) is the source of this 1167-nucleotide messenger RNA. Its product is annotated as trypsin theta-like. Gene Ontology annotation, biological process: proteolysis. NCBI's taxonomy places the organism in Eukaryota, Metazoa, Arthropoda, Insecta, Hemiptera, Cimicidae. The coding region runs from base 45 to 956 and encodes 303 amino acids. The record is from RefSeq and is a predicted model, not a curated record. Gene Ontology annotation, molecular function: serine-type endopeptidase activity. The transcript is spliced from 2 exons.
UUAAUGAUAAUAUUUUUAAAGAAAUAUUUAUAAUACGUAUAAUAAUGGUUUUUAUGAGACUUGUUUGCCUAUAUUUGAUUUAUCCGCGUUUUACUUUAGGUCGAUUGUUACACAGUGAAGGAAAGAUAAUCGGCGGCGUUUACGCAGAAGAAGGAGCGUACCCGUUCGCAGUCAGUUUCCAGUUUGACUUCGGAAGGCAUUUUUGUGGUGGAAACGUUCUCACAGAGAAAACUGUCUUAUCUGCUUGUCACUGCGCUCGUUUGUCUCGAGAAAAGAGGUACUUUUUGUUCUGGAGAACCGAGACAUAUGCUGUAGCCGGAAGCAUCGACAGGACGUCGAAACAAACACAGAAAAGGCUUGUGUCCCAGUUUUUAUCUCACAAGAAGUGCGACGUUAAACAGUACGGCUGGGUGUACGACUACGGCCUGGCCGUUUUGAAGAAUCCCUUCAACAUUUUGAAAAUACAGAAUAACAUACGGCCGAUUCAAAUAGAAAAUAUCUCCUUGGCGAAUGAUGUGCAGAGUAUGAUAAGGUCGCGCGCGGUCUGUCGAUCCAUGGGCUGGGGUUCACAAGUCAUCGUUAAGCCUGGAGCGCAUUACACAGGGCUCUCCUCUGUGCUGAAGGAAGUUAAAAUAAAUCUCAUGACUUAUGAAGCUUGCAUGGAACUUUUAUGCGAACCGCCGAAGUCCAGAUGUGUCGGCGAUAUAGAAAAACGUCAUCAAAUUUGCGGGAUCGGACCGGACAGAGAAGACGUCUGCUCGGGCGAUUCGGGAAGUGCUUUGGUCUGCAAUGGCAAAGCGGUGGCUAUCACGUCCUGGGGGCCUGCAUGCGGCGAGUACCGGUAUCCGACUAUGUAUUCUUUACUAAACGUACCAUUUCAAUGGACUUCCGGAGGAAACAGCAUACUGGUGAAUUUUCUAGCGCUUCUCCUCAUAAUAUUUUCUAUUAAACGGUGAAAUUCUGACGAAAAUGUAUAUCCAACGAAUGGAGAUUGAUUGAUUUGAGCACCGUUAAGGCAGACAAUUCUCUAUCCUUCGGCCUACCUUUCACAAAUUGUAAAAACAUUUAAACAAAACUUAAACAUGCAUACCUCCAAGAUGCGUUGGAUUUUGUAAUUAAAAUCUGGGCAAAUAUGUACUGCUUUCGUAUUCCCUGUCUAAUUUUCUU